UCUCUUUCUCUUUCUUCCAAUUUAGACGAUUUUCUUGUGAUACAGAGGGAAAGAAGGGUGACAAGAGAUAAGAGAAGAAGAUUCAAGUAGUCUUCCUUCAGUUUCUCUAUAUGAUGCUAUUGUUUUGACUAAAAGUGUCUCCCAACAACUGUUCAUGCUCUUCUUCUUCAGCCUUUCCUCUUUGUUUUCAUGUCUCAAAUUGUCCCCCAACUCCCUUGUUGUUCUUCUUGUUAUUGUUGUUGUUGUUCAUCAGUCACAACUUUAAUUUAAGUAAUCUUGUUGGACGUCACUGUUCUUUGAUUUACAUCUUUCUUUUCUAUUUGUUUUUUUUUUAAUACAAACGGCUGAAAAAAAAUUAGAUUCUUUAUUGCUUUCUUUUCUCUCAAGUCUCAAUGAGAAUGUUUCUCAGAUCCAAUCUAGAGAUCACCCCCCAUGCACUGAUCUUAAUUCUCUGCAGAAUGUCUUCAUGAUUUCAUCGCCCCAUCAAUCCCAUUUUUGUUUCUCUCUUUGUUCUGUUUUCUAUCAUUUUCUUCCAAUCAUUCCUUUCCACAGUCCCAUAAAAAUCCCAUCUUUCUGUCUCUCAUAGUCUUCUCCAUUUUCAUAAAAUUUCCACCUUUCUCUUCCUCUGUUUCUCUUCUCCAAUCACAAACAAAAAAAAAUCCAAUUUUUAUUUUUCAUUCUCUCAUUCUCUUCAUCAAUUCCAUAAAAUCCCAUCUUUCUCUGUCUCUCAUACUCUUCUCCAUUUUCAUAAAAUUUCCACCUUUCUCUUCCUCUGUUUCUCUUCUUCAAUCCCAUAAAAAUCCAAUUUUUACCAUUCAUUCUCCCAUUCUCUUCAUCAAUUGCAUAAAAAUCCAAUUUUUAUCAUUCGUUCUCUUCUCCAAUCCCAUAAAGUUCCCACCUUUCUCUUUGCAAUCAUUCCCAUCUCCAAAUCCCAAUCAUUCUCCUUUCCAAAUCCCAUAAAAAUCCCACCUUUUACAUAGCUCAUAGCUCAUAGCUCUCAUUCUCAUCUCACAAAUCCCAUAAAAAUCCCACCUUUAUGGGUUGCACGAGCUCCAAACAAGCCCGGCGGGACCGUCGCCGGAGCCCCUCGCCAGUGCCCCGCAGUCUCUCACUCUCCGGCCGCCACAUCGUUGCGCUCACCUCCUCCACUCUCGGCUCCCUCCGCCUCGACCCCCACCACCACCACCACCACCACCACCACCACCACCAUCCCUGAUGACGACCCCUUCAAGCUCUCCAUCUCCCUUGACUCCUUGUCCGACAUGAUCGAUCUCAAGAUCUCCAGAUCACCAUCAUCAUCCCCACCCACACCUCCCAACGAACCAGAAACCAUCAACACAUGGGAACUCAUGGCUGGCCUCGAAGACUUCCCGGAACCAACACGGACUCUUCCCUACGGCCAAGACGCCGAUGGCCACGGCUCCAUCAUCGCAGACUUCAAUCUCCCACCGACAUCACCGGAGACCAAGAUCCCCAGAUUCACCGGCAUUGUAAAACAGAGAAUCAAUGCAUUCCAAGAAAAGAUUGAUGCCAAGAGAUCCAAGAUCGCUCCAAGCUCCGAAUGCCCACCUGCCGGCCAAGAGAAGGUGGUCUUCUACUUCACUAGUCUCCGGGGAGUGAGGAAGACGUACGAGGAUUGCUCCACAGUGAGAGUCAUACUCAAUGGUUACAAUGUGAGAUUGGAUGAGAGGGAUGUGAGCAUGGAUGGAGGAUUCAAGGAUGAGUUGAAUCAGUUACUGGGACCUCGGUUUGGAGGUAAUCAGUUGCCGAGAGUGUUCGCUAAUGGUGUUUAUAUUGGUGGUGUGGAAGAGGUGAGGCAAAUGCAUGAGAAUGGGGAGCUUGGGAAGGUCAUGGAGGGAUGUCAACCGGUGGUGGUCGGAAAAGGUGGUGUCGCCGGCGGGGUUUGUGCGGCGUGUGGUGAUGUUCGGUUCGUGCCUUGUGAGAUUUGUUAUGGGAGUUGUAAGGUGUUUGUGGAGGAGGAGGAGGAGGAGGAGGAGGUGGUGGUGGUGGCGGAGGAUGGGGUGGAGUUUGGGGGAUUCCGGCGAUGCCCGGAGUGUAAUGAGAACGGGCUUGUUAGGUGUCCCGUUUGUUGCUUACACUGAAUCAAUUUUGUUUUAAUUAUAAUAAUAAUAAUAAUUGUGAAAAACAAAUGUAUGUAAUUAACAUUUUAAAGCUUGUGAUUUUUUUUUUUAAUAUUUUGUAAUAUUUUGUAAGUGUUGAUUGUGUCAUGUUUGUGAAUCUAUUUUUGAGAGGAUUGUGGAUGGA
Molecule: messenger RNA, 2265 nt
Organism: Dioscorea cayenensis subsp. rotundata (Guinea yam)
Lineage: Eukaryota; Viridiplantae; Streptophyta; Magnoliopsida; Dioscoreales; Dioscoreaceae
Exons: 1
Coding region: 1263-2102 (279 amino acids)
Source: RefSeq, a predicted model, not a curated record